Molecule: messenger RNA, 369 nt
Organism: Parastagonospora nodorum SN15
Lineage: Eukaryota; Fungi; Ascomycota; Dothideomycetes; Pleosporales; Phaeosphaeriaceae
Exons: 2
Coding region: 1-369 (122 amino acids)
Source: RefSeq, a predicted model, not a curated record
AUGGAAUACGAACGUAGCUUUGAGGCGGUUCGCCGCAACUCGCGUCCCCCAGCUCCUGGGCAGCAGCCCUGUGAUCAAGAUGGGCCAACGCCCGACAUGGAAGCUGAUGAGUUUCUGCGCCGGGCCUCGGAUGCGAAGACGUCACAGUGUGCACUAUCAGUUCCAACACCGUCACGACGAAGAGACUUUGGCCGGGGGAGCGAGGAGACGAUGGUUGAUGUGCAAACAAACGCAGCCCACGUAGAAGAUCAACGAGACCAGGUGCAAGCUUCACAGCUAGAUGCAGAAGCAGCACACAUCGAUGCCGAGGCUGCUGCAAUGCUGGCGAGGGCAGCAAAGCUGAGGCGGCCGCUUUACGUGCCGGAAUAG